This is a messenger RNA of Aricia agestis (brown argus), 379 nucleotides long. RefSeq lists its product as uncharacterized. The transcript has 4 exons. The record is from RefSeq and is a predicted model, not a curated record. Lineage: Eukaryota; Metazoa; Arthropoda; Insecta; Lepidoptera; Lycaenidae. The coding region runs from base 28 to 369 and encodes 113 amino acids.
UCACGGACGUACUAUUGUACACAUCAGAUGUCCAGCAUGCGCGUCAUCGUGGCCAGUAUACUACUGUGUAUGAACUUAACUCCCGCUGUCAACCAUGUACCUGAUCCUCCGAAGCGAGUAAAUAAAGCAGAAGAGCUGUGUGAGCUGGCGGACUCGUGCAUGCACGACACCAUCCCGGUGUGCGGCCGGAUGGGGGAAGUGAGGAGGACCUUCCUCGACCUCUGUGACCUCAUCGAGUACGGGUGUGACACCAACCAGAUCUUCGCUCACGUGGAGGGCAACGCUCAAUGUCCCGAUCCUGAGUACGUCAGACCGAAGCCCAAAGUCAAGAUCCCCAAAAAGGGCAGUCGCAGAAAGCAAUUUAAUUAAAGUUAUUUAA